AUGAAAGCUGCGUCCGUCGCGGUCACUUUGGCCAUGAUGAUGUCUGUCACCGCAUCGCCGCUCGACACAGCAGGUGACCUUGAAGCUCGUGAUAACGCUCAACUGAACGCUCGUGGUGUCUCUGCGACCUCCCCAGCUCCAUCUUCGAGCACUUGCACAGACGAGCUUGUCAAGCCAACUGUUUCCAUUUCUCCACCUAUGGCGGCAGUAUCUUCCAAUGGAGCUGUAUCCGUAUCAUCCGCACCUACUAGUAGCUUGGCUGGAUACAUUCACCAUUCCGAUACGGCGAAACCUUCUACAAUCCUAUCGUCGCCUCCUGCAGUCUCAUCGUCUUCUGUGGCCCCAUCCGCAUCUCCUAGCACGUCGACUAGCGUUCACCAGUCCCAAACUGCGACGUCUUCUCUGGUUACAUCUUCGGUAUCUAGCAGCAUCUCGGCUGGAAGCGUUCAUCACUCUGAUACCACAACUUCCUCAACGGUUUCUUUUGUAUCAGUCUCGUCGAAUAGCGGUGUUUCUGCCACUUCUCCUGCCAUUGUCUCCUCGGCUUCCUCUGCCUCGAUUUCUUCACCGAGUGCAACUGCUGUGUUGCCUUCGACCAGUCUUGUUCAGUCCUCCGCAACUGGGACGGUUUCUAGCUCCUCCAACGCCUCAUCCAACACUGCUCCAGCUGUAUCAUCUGUCACCAGUAAAGCAAAUGUCUUGAGUAGCGCUACGGCAUCGAGCACGUCUGGCACGUCUGAUACCGAGGAUGUCAUCAUAUUUUCCACUGCAACUCUCAUUCCAUUGCCGCCACAAUCCGCUCCUUUGACACGUUCUGUUGUGACUUCAGCCAAGCCCACGUCGAGCUCGUCGUCCACCUCAAUCGUUGUUCCUGUUUCUGUCAGCAAUUCGGAAUCGACUACAGCUACGCUAGAGUAUGCUUCAACAGCUUCUUCCACAUCUGCCGCUGCGACGAGCUGCGUCGGUGCGUCCUGUGGUCCUGCUUCAACUCCUGUUCAGUCUUCUUCUUCAGAAGGGGUUCCUGCAGUCGUUUCAACGCCAACGUCAACGCCUUCCGCUUUAACUGCUUCAACUGCUCCAGUUGUUUCUUCUACGAGCGUUCCAGCUGUGUACAACACGCAUUCCGACCUACCUUCCUCAGCUCUUGGGUCUCUCUCUUUCGAAACCAAUACUUACUUUAGCACAACUGUUACUAGGACGAGAACUAUCACACCUGCCUCCUCCUCGGCUCCAGCCACAGAAACAGCUGUCAAUAUCCCACAAACUUCUUCGUCCGUCGCUCCAGGCACAACCUCUGUUGAUCAGAACUCUGGCGUUACCACAAGUCAAGCCGUACAGUCGUCUCCAGGCGCCCCAAGCUCGGCUCAGACUACUACCACAAAAGAGACUUUGACUGAUACCCUCUACAAAUCGAGCACGGUUACCAAAACUCUUGGACUUAAUCCUGGAUAUGGCGAAACUGGGUCUGCUCCAUCUCCUUCUGUUGCGAUAUCUUCUGCUCCAGCCCCUUCUCUUCCAGCAUAUUCAGGCGUUAAGAACAUGUGCGAUUGCCCAAGUCCGGUCACGGUUACCGUAGUAGUCACUACCACACCAGCUGUUGUUACUCAAGCCUCCAGUCUGAUCUACACCACACCAGCGCUUGCAAGCUCUUCCCCAUCUUCCGCAUCAAUCUCUGCCCCAGCAGCUUCCUCCACUAAUGUAUCAGGCAACUCUGGAGCUUCCACCUCGGCAAAUACCGCAGAUGAUUACGAUACUCCAACAGGAUACGCUGCUUCGAUGGACAAGAACUCUGCAUCACCAAGCACAACAGUAUCCGCCAAGUCUGCAGUCACUGCCCCAGCCAACCCACCAUACGGAUUUAUCGGCGCCUCACUCUGCGGAGUUCACACUCUUCCCGUUUCUGUGGUCGAAGGCAGUACAUUGAUGACAACCAUGACCGGCUCAGCUUGUCCACCAGAAUCAACCCACUCUUCUGCAAAAGCUCCAUUCCCAACAGCCAUCGCGACUGCCGGAGUCUCCCAAACCUCGGGUUCUCCCACCAUUUCCGGUUCUCCUUACGCCCCUCAAAACUCCACUUACCCCUCCUGGGCCGUCCCACACGUCUCAAGCUCGACCCCAAAUCCCAUCACCACAUCCUCCGGACUGGUCAACGGCGUCAGACUCUCCUUCUUAAUCGGAUUCUUCGGUCUUGCAAUUCUCAUCCGAGACCUCUAA
Molecule: messenger RNA, 2214 nt
Organism: Glarea lozoyensis ATCC 20868
Lineage: Eukaryota; Fungi; Ascomycota; Leotiomycetes; Helotiales; Helotiaceae
Exons: 5
Coding region: 1-2214 (737 amino acids)
Source: RefSeq, a predicted model, not a curated record